AUGGGAAAGCGACUGCAAAGUUCUGUUCCGCAGUCGGACCGAUUGGAGAAGCGGUUGCGACGAGCCAAGCCGAUUUGCUCUUGCGGCUCUCCUCGUCCAGCUUUCCUCACUGCUCACUCCUCUUUCUCCUGGUACGAAGAGGACGUGUGGACAGAGAUCGCGAAGUUUCUGGACGGACGUUCUCUGGUGAUGCUCGCCUUGACGAACAGUUGGUUCCACCGUCUGAUCAUGCAAGAUAGCAUAUGGAAGUUCGUGUGCCUACGUGAUCUUCAGGUCCCUGCUCCCGAGCACGUGGCAUUCAAGUGGAUCAACCUCUACACUUCAGCCUUCGAUGGGAGUCACUCUUACAUGUUCCGCCAGCAGGAGAAGCAUAUUGAUUGGAUGCGAAUUGGUGCAUUUUUCCUCAAAUCUUCAGAAGCACUCCUCACAGAAAGGCUGAGCUCCCCAGAGAAAAUCCCAAAGGAAGAUACUAUAGAGGAGACUUUGCAGUCUUGCGGCUGUUGUGUGUUAGACAAUGUUAAAUCUGGGAUCUGGAUAGCUGAUCUCCAGCUUGUUCGAUGCCCUGUCUGCGACCUCAAUACAUGUGAUGGAACAAUGCAGACAUUAGAUGCAAGGCAUAUAGAGCUGUUCCUCUGCGACAAGUACAAGGAUGGAAGCUGGGAAUAUGAGCUUACUGGAUCUCAUGAUGUCAAAAAGCGCGCAAGUGGAGCUUCUGCAGCCAUUUUUGACCUCAAACACCUCAAGGACCCGUCAUCAUGUGCGGUCUUUAAUCUUGAUUCAUGGAUAGGAAAACACAGUGACUGGCAGCCAAAGGCUAUGAUCACUCUCCAUGCGGUUGCUGUCAACACCAAUUUACAAGAAAAUGAAGGACUUCACCUCAAAUACCAGACCAUGAGAGCUGGAGCUGAUGGGGAAGUUGUUUCUAUUAGAAUCUCUCAGCAGCUCCUGUAAUUCUUCUCA
This is a messenger RNA of Corylus avellana, 960 nucleotides long. It is a transcript of the gene RMF, whose product is annotated as reduced male fertility. NCBI's taxonomy places the organism in Eukaryota, Viridiplantae, Streptophyta, Magnoliopsida, Fagales, Betulaceae. Gene Ontology annotation, biological process: reproductive system development. Gene Ontology annotation, molecular function: protein binding. Gene Ontology annotation, cellular component: nucleus. The record is from RefSeq and is a predicted model, not a curated record.